Messenger RNA from Musa acuminata AAA Group (dessert banana), 1423 nucleotides. RefSeq lists its product as uncharacterized. Lineage: Eukaryota; Viridiplantae; Streptophyta; Magnoliopsida; Zingiberales; Musaceae. The record is from RefSeq and is a predicted model, not a curated record. The transcript is spliced from 3 exons. Gene Ontology annotation, biological process: protein ubiquitination. Gene Ontology annotation, cellular component: CCR4-NOT complex. Gene Ontology annotation, molecular function: ubiquitin-protein transferase activity. Bases 119 to 1111 code for a protein of 330 amino acids.
CGGCCCUCGCUGAAAUCGGGGGAGGGGGAGAACUCUGUGGGGGCAAAAAUCUUUCCUUUUCGCCAUCUUAGGGUUUUCUUUAUAAAAGGGAAGAAGAGGGAAACGGGCGGCUAAUACCAUGGGCUACGGCGCGAUGGCUAACGGUGCUUCCGUUCCUGCCUUGAUCUCGCGCGACGCCGCCAAGAAAAAGAGGACGAAUCGCUCGGCGAAGUUGAAGCAGUGCAAGCUUGAUGUGCGCCGCGAGCAGUGGCUUUCUCAAGUCAGGAGCAAGGAUGAUUGCAAGAUUUUGAGCACGGCCGCCUCUUCUCCUGUCGACCAUUCGCCGCGGCCUCGGGCUGAUGAGAACGACGCGAAGACGAGGAUCAGAGAAGAAGAUGCGACCACGCAUGGGAGCGGUGAUUCGGACUUCCCAAAUCCCCACGUUUCCCGGGGUAACAGAACGAGUAUAAGCAGCGGAAGCAGCAUGGAGUCCAGCUCACCAAGUGUCAGCGAUGACGACGAGGAGGCAGCGGGUCAGGCAAGGGGCGAAAGCGGGGUCCUUGAUGAUUGGGAGGCGGUUGCCGAUGCCUUGUCAGAAGCCAAUGAUUGCGACAACCACGACCCGGAUCCUGUAGUGCCGGCGGCUGUUCAGCCUGCUGCUUCUGCUGGCAUGCCAAAUGAGCCUCCUCGUGAUGGGGGCACCACUAAGCGGGAGCCCAUCCGGAGCACCUCCAGAGCUUGGAGGCCGGACGAUGCGUCUCGGCCCCGGAGCCUUCCUAGUAUCUCGAAGCAGUGGAGCUUCCCAUCUAACACACAACGGCACGGCUGGGCUUCCCAACAGAAGGGCAUCCUUUCAUUUCCGUGCCCGCGCCCGUGCCCGUGCCCUAUCUGUUAUGAGGACUUGGAUUCCACGGACUCGAGCUUCUUCCCCUGUUCGUGCGGUUUCCGUCUCUGCCUCUUCUGCCACAAGAGGAUCCUCGAGGCCGAUGGGCGUUGCCCUGGUUGCAGGAAACAAUACGACAACACGUCGGGUGGAGCGCUGGUCAUGAAUACUAUUGGCACACCGCCAAUUCCACCGUGGUUGUCCCGUUCUUUUAGCAUGAGUUCAAGAUCUUGGAACAGGGAACAUUAGAUAUGCAAGUUGCUAUUAGUGUCUAACUAUUUGAGAAAAUCUUGAUCUUUCAAAUAGAAUGAUUUGUGAAUAUGAAUCAGAAUCUGUACAAUGGUAUCAAAAAGGAACUCGAGUCUUUGAGUUGCUAUUUAUAAAGAUCUAUAGUCAUAUGUGUCAGUGUCAAGAACCUCUGUUGAUACUGUGGAGGACAUGAAUAACAGUUAUAUUAAACUGCCAGAAUUUGAUAACCAAUGUUAUUGUUUAAGCUCGUUCAGUCAUUUGUUCUCUGUUAAUAUUAAUGUUAAUGUUAUCAAACCCUGUGUUCUCUGUUCA